AUGUUUUCGUGUUUCCUACAUGUUUUAUCCUUUAACUUACUAAUCCAUGGCCCUAUAUCCAUUUCUUUAACUUCACCCAUGUUAAAAUUGAAGAAGGUCAUACCGGGUGAUUCUCUGCCAGACACAUCACAACGUGCCACUCAGCUUGCCGCAUUUUUUACUCAUUCUUCGUACACUCUUCUGGUCACACCAACUGCCUUGUACAAUCCACAGCAAAAUGAUGUAGCAAUUGGUAAGGCAGUAGGUAUCCACCCAGAUUAUAUUAAAUUAGAUUUUGGUCAUGCUGUGAAAGGUGUUCUACUUGCACAGGCUUUCCUGAACUGCACAAAACGCAACAAACCAAAAAUAAAUACCGGCGAUUUUUUGCUGUGCAGAAUAUUACGGGUUGGAGACGUGGUAUUUGCCAGCUGUUGUGAGGAAGGGCUGGGUGUUCUUGAAGGUGGAUGGAUAUUUGAGACCGAUGCACUGCUGGUCAAAACACUUUUCAUAAAGAAAAAUAUUCUGAAUGAUAUUGGACGCGAGUAUAAAUAUAAAAUAGCGCUAGGUUUGAACGGUAUGAUGUGGAUUGACGGAAAGAAUGCAAUGGUGGUUAAAAACGUACGUGAUGAGAUCCAUAAGCGUGUUAAAUCGCUGUGCGGGCAAUAAUUCUUGGUACUGUUGUUUCUUGAAGCUGAUUAAUUUAAAGUUACAAUUUGAUUUGUAAUAGCUGACGAAAUGUUUAUUAAAGUAGGUGCUCCUGUCC
Vavraia culicis subsp. floridensis is the source of this 742-nucleotide messenger RNA. RefSeq lists its product as uncharacterized. The record is from RefSeq and is a predicted model, not a curated record. Gene Ontology annotation, molecular function: RNA binding. The transcript has a single exon. Bases 1 to 645 code for a protein of 214 amino acids. NCBI's taxonomy places the organism in Eukaryota, Fungi, Microsporidia, Pleistophoridae. Gene Ontology annotation, cellular component: nuclear exosome (RNase complex); cytoplasmic exosome (RNase complex). Gene Ontology annotation, biological process: poly(A)-dependent snoRNA 3'-end processing; CUT catabolic process; TRAMP-dependent tRNA surveillance pathway.